Molecule: messenger RNA, 2506 nt
Organism: Echinops telfairi (small Madagascar hedgehog)
Lineage: Eukaryota; Metazoa; Chordata; Mammalia; Afrosoricida; Tenrecidae
Gene: NR2E3
Product: nuclear receptor subfamily 2 group E member 3
Exons: 9
Coding region: 1-2304 (767 amino acids)
Biological process (GO): anatomical structure development; positive regulation of transcription by RNA polymerase II; negative regulation of transcription by RNA polymerase II
Molecular function (GO): zinc ion binding; RNA polymerase II cis-regulatory region sequence-specific DNA binding; nuclear receptor activity
Source: RefSeq, a predicted model, not a curated record
AUGUGCAGCAGGCUGCUCCCCGCCCCCCAGAGUGGGCAGCCUCAGAGGGCCCACGGGCAGUGGUUGGGCGCCGUCCACUCCGACAGCCCUGCGGACAACAGAAUGAAACAGUGCGCGCUGCCCAUCCUGCUGACCUCUGCGUCCUCGGUGGCAGCCGCCGGGCCCCCGAAGACGCUGCGCGCUUCGAGCCUACAGGCCACUUCCCCGCUGCCCUCCCCGCCUCGGGAGUCACAGGAAGUUGCUGACGGGUCCGAGGGGACUAAGUGCAUUAGUGGGAAGGUGGCCUCUGGCCGCUUCGUCAGCACAUCUGAGGCUUUGGGCCGAGUAAUCCUUUGGCGUCUGCCCCAGCAGCUGGUGGUCACAGAUCGGCGAGGUGCCCCUGCCCCCUCCCCCUGCCAUGGUGUGGGCUUCGCCAUCCUCUUCCCCAGGAAGGCUCCCAGCCGGCCGGCCGACCCAGAAGGAGCGGGGCCGAGGGCGCAGAGGGAAUCCAUCCGCAGGGAUGCAAAGAGGCGACAAAGUCAAAAUAAACAGUCAGGAAAGCAGGAUCAGGCGGACACUGCCGGUGUCUUGUGGAGUAGGGCAGCUGGGCAGCUGUUAGACGGGCCUGGAGGAGGCUCCCAAGUUCAGACAGAGAGUGGACCGCAGACAGAGGGAGAGGCGAGAAAUAGAGAGGUGGUGGCCUCGGCCAGGGAGAAGGACAAGUGGAGGCAGGAGAGAAGACACCGGGAGAGGGCAGCGGAGGCUCGCUGGUUCGGCCAACUAGGAGGAAGUCAGAGGCUGCCUGGGACCGUCCCAGGCCGGCGAGGCAGCUCCGGAGUCCAGCAUGGCUGCCUGUGCGCCUGCAGUGCUCGCUGCCUCCAGGAAGGAGCCCCCAGGCAGCUGGGGCCUGGGGGAGGAUCUGACAGACAGCGUGGGGGCAAAGCGGGGCAGGGAGUGGCCCUGAACAUUGGCCGUGGGUGGAGGAGGGACAGAGGCGGCAGCUGGGACGGGCGGCUGGGGGUGGGGAGGGCCGCAUGGACCCUGGCAGCCCAGGCGGGCCCUGCCUCCGCAGGCGCGGGCUCGGCGCUCCAGUGCCGCGUGUGCGGGGACAGCAGCAGCGGGAAGCACUACGGUAUCUACGCCUGCAACGGCUGCAGCGGCUUCUUCAAGCGCAGCGUCCGCCGGAGGCUCAUCUACAGGUGGGCGCGGGGCGGGCGCCGGCCUGCGGAAGCCGCCCUGGGGUCUUGGCCCCGGGGGCUCCUGCGACGGGUGGAGACCGGGGGUCUCCGACCAGUGAUCCAGCGCUGGGCGGGGCUCCCCAUCUUCUGCAGAUGCCAAGUGGGUGCGGGGAUGUGCCCGGUGGACAAGGCCCACCGCAACCAGUGCCAGGCCUGCCGUCUGAAGAAGUGCUUGCAGGCGGGCAUGAACCAGGACGCCGUCCAGAAUGAGCGCCAGCCCCGGAGCACCGCCCAAGUCCGCUUGGAACCCGAUGCCGAGGCCCAGCCUGGGUCCCCGGCGCUCCGGCCACCCCCAGUGGGGCCCAGCCCACGGGGCCCCACCCCUGUGUCGACAGCCCGAGCCCUGAGACCCGGGGUCCCCACACCACCUGGGCCCCACCACUUCAUGGCCAGCCUCAUCACCGCGGAAACGUGCGCCAAGCUGGAGCCCGAGGACGCCGAAGAGCACAUUGAUGUCACCAGCAACGAGCCUGCGCUCCCCUUGUCCCCUUACUCGUCCCCUCCCUGCAGCAUCCACGAGACUUCGGCCCGCCUACUCUUCAUGGCCGUCAAGUGGGCCAAGAACCUGCCCGUGUUCUCCAACCUGCCCUUCCGAGACCAGGUGAUCCUGCUGGAGGAGGCAUGGAGCGAGCUCUUCCUUCUUGGGGCUAUACAGUGGUCCCUGCCUCUGGACAGCUGCCCCCUGCUGGCCCCGCCUGAGGCCCCUGCCGCCGGCAGCUCUCCCGGCCAGCUCAAGCUGGCCAGCCUGGAGACGCACAGCCUGCAGGAAACCAUCUCACGGUUCCGGGCACUGGCGGUGGACCCCACAGAAUUUGCCUGCAUGAAGGCUCUGGUCCUCUUCAAGCCAGAAACGCGGGGCCUGAAGGACCCUGAGCACGUGGAGGCCUUGCAGGACCAGUCCCAAGUGAUGCUGAGCCAGCACAGCAAGGCCCAUCACCCCAGCCAGCCUGUGAGGUUUGGGAAGCUGCUCCUGCUCCUCCCGUCCUUGAGGUUCAUCACCCCCGAGCGCAUCGAGCUCCUCUUUUUCCGCAGAACCAUAGGGAACACACCCAUGGAGAAGCUCCUGUGCGACAUGUUCAAGAGCUAACCUCUGGACUUCCGACGGAGGGGAAGUUUGUCCCACCCUCCGCCCGCCAGACACUUGCUACUGUCUGACCCAGCGAUUCUACUUGUGGGGGGGAACCAGCAGAAAUGUCCACCCACAGAAUGUUCCGGCAGCUUUAUUUCUAUUAGCCCCCAAACUGUACCCCAACCACAGACUGAGGGAAGGUUAAUAAACUCUCGAGAUA